GUGCCAGUGUCGGUGGACCUUUGAGCGCGCGCUGCCUGUGGAUGCUCGCCGGAGUCAGACGGGAUCCGUGAAAUCUUUGGGUUUUUUCUGUUAAAUUGGACAUUUUCACACGAAGGUUCGGCACCGGAGCGUCUGCGCCGCUGGAGCCGCUCUCCCCGGUGAGUUCAGCUCUCCCUUUGACAACCUCCGAUGUUCCUGAAGCGAUGACCCACCUUCAUCAUCCUCACCACACCCCUCACCAUGGUCACCGGUCAGCUCGGUGACCGACCCGACCACCACCAGACCCUCCACCUCCCAUCCAGUCGGCCGCGGGGAUGCAUGUGAUGGGCAGCGUCUCCCCGGCCAAUGAGAGAGAGGGCUUCUCCCUCCAGGAGGAGGGCAUGGCUGUUGCCGUGCUGACGUCUCCUCAUCAUCGUCCAUCAGGAUUAUCUGAUAUUGAGGGAGACCGGACGAAACCACCUCCUCCCUCUGCUCCCCCUCCUCCUCCACCCCCUCCUCCUCCUCCUCUUCUUCUUCCUCCUCCUCCUCCUCCCAUGCCACCCCUGCUUCCAGGGCUAGGAAACCCCGGAGGAGGCCUGAGGAAGAAGAAGAGGGUGAGGAGUUUCUUCUGGAAGACAAUACCAGAGGAUCAGGUGAAGGGGCGCGCCAACCUGUGGACUCAGGGCCGAGUGCAGCAGCAGUACCAGAUCGACGUCCGCACCAUCGAGGAGCUGUUUGGUCAGAACGACUGUCAAUCAAAGUCCACGCCCGCCAGAGGAGAGAAGACCAGGAGCUCGUUCAGAGAGACCAAAGAGGAGGUCACCAUUCUGGACUCUAAGCGAGGGAUGAACAUUGGGAUUUUCCUCAAACAGUUUAAGAGGACCAAUCAGGCGAUAGUAGACGACAUUCACCAUGGCAACAGUGAGCCUUACGGGGCGGAGCCUCUGAGAGAGCUGCUGAAACUGCUGCCAGAGACAGAGGAGGUGAAGAAGCUUCGGUCGUACCGAGGUGACGUCUCUAAGCUCUCAUUGGCCGAUUCCUUCGUGUACCUGCUGAUCCAGCUCCCCAGUUACUCGGUCCGUAUUGAGUCCAUGCUGCUGAAGGAGGAGUUUCCUGUGGUGAGCGACGCCAUGAAGCGAGACAUUAAGAUCCUCCGUGCAGCCACCAAAGAGUUAAUGUGCUGCGAGGAGCUGCAUGCUGUUCUCCACCUGGUGCUGCAGGCUGGAAACAUCCUCAACGCUGGAGGUUAUGCAGGUAAUGCAGUGGGUUUCAAGCUGUCGUCUCUUCUCUCUCUGGCCGACACGAAGGCCAACAAACCGGGCAUGAAUCUGCUGCACUUUGUCGCUCUGGAAGCUCAGAAGAAAGACGGCCGGCUGUUGGAGUUUCCUGUGAAGCUGAGUCACGUUCAGCCUGCAGCCAGGAUCUCCGUGGAGACGCUGGACGCCGAGCUGCAGUGGCUGACGUCUCGCACGCGCUCAGUAGAGGAGAACGUCCAGAGAGACACGGAGCUGCUGCAGCAGCUGGACGACUUCCUGCAGCAUGCCACCUCGUCUCUGUGCUCGCUGCGCAGCAGUCGGCAGCAGCUGAAGAAAGAAGGCAGCGAGCUGAUCGACUUCUUCUGUGAAGACAGAGAAACGUUCCGAUUGGACGACUGCUUCAGCAUCUUCAACACCUUCUGCUGCAGGUUCACCGCCGCCGCCAAGGAGAACUUGGAGAGGGAGGCGAAGGAGGCGGCUCGUCGACGGCGGAUUCAGGAGCUGGAGGAGCAGAAGAGACACUCCUGGGCCGGCGGUGAGGAGGUGGCCGGAGCGUUUGGGUUGCGCUGCAGCAGCGAGACGGACAUGUCAGCUGUCAUGUCGCGACACAACGACGCCGGGCUGCUGAUGGAGCUCCUCACCCUGAAGUCCCGCCCACGAUCCCCCAAUCCUUUUGGACGCUCCGGUAGUUUAAGACGCUCCAGGAACUCUCCAUCCAGCUCGCCAUCCAUCGCUGCCGACCGCGAGCUGAGCACGCUCCUGGGGAUGGCGACCAUUGACCACAAAGUUACCCAGCACCAAGGAAAAGGAGAGGCAAGGACAGCUUUCUCAUCAGCCUCACCUGAACCUCAACUUAGAAGUCCAGGGAUCUCCCCUCAGACUCAACCGCAAAGUCCAAGGGUCAAUUCAUGCAGCUUCCCCCAAAACCAGCAGCCUCAAGCGGGUCAGAUGGCACCGCAAACCCACCUCUCAGCUCCCAAGAGUGCACAAAACCAUACAACCGCCUCUUACCUCAGCAACGAUGGUACCCAGACUCGAUUAAACACCAUCAACCCUACAAACAAAGUCACAGUCAAACCUACCUCUGACGCCAACCAGCAAUACGACCACAACAACAAUGGCAACGAUCGACUUUCUGAUCAUCAAACUCAAUUUGGGUCUAGGAGGGAUCCAACCAGACUAAGCAGUGCUGAUCAGGAUUUUAGUGGCUGCAGUGACAAGAAGUUUGAACGCAGCGCUGCUACAACAGGAAACAUGUCCGUGGUUUUAGAGAAAUGUACUCUGGUGCCCGAGCUGAAGGUGUUCGACGAGGUCUUGACGAGCCGUGAGGAAGGGACUCGCCUCCGUGGGUUUCACCAGGACGACUUGGUAGUUACAGAUUUGGAAGAAGAGGCAGUGGACGAACACCAAGACAAGAUGCCGCAGAAUAUCUCUGCAGAUAAAUCUGAUGUGAAGCUUUCUGAGACAAGCUUGCAGAGAGAGGAAGAGGAGGUACGAGAGGAGAAGGUGGUGGUUUGGUGUGUGACGGGAGUGUGCGAGGCCGCUGACGAGGUCACGAUAUCAGACAGCGAACAUGCAAAUACUGAGGAGGAUCAGUGUCAGAGUGACAAUCAGGGAGGAAGCCAGCAUUCUUCCUCUGCCUCAGCCAAUCGCACGCCUUCAGAAUCUCAUCCGGCCAAUGAGAAGCCAGUGCCUGAACCCAUCAGCAGCCAACCGGUGCCUGUCUCCCGCUGUGACGACCCUGCCUCCUCGCCCAGGUGGCGCCCUGCAGAACCUCUGUCAGCCAAUGAAGGGCCUUCUCUCACCGCAGGUGCCUCUGAGGAACCUAAAGAAGCAGCCAAUCAGGAGGAAGAAGCAAAGGAUUCCACCAAUGAGACGAGAGAUGUGGAGACUGUCCCAGAACAAUCAACAGAUGACAGAUGUAGAACUGCUUCCUGUGACACCACCAAGGAAAACACAGAAGAUGCUUCUUCCACCAAUGAAAAGGUCAAAACAGUAACUGCGUCAUCCGCCAAGAACCUCCCUACCUCCAGAACUCGACCCGCUGGGCUGAGACCCACAUCCACAAACACAAACAUCGCCUCAGCCGCCAACAGAAGCAAGCCUGUCCGCACCCUCACGAACUCUGAGAACCAGGGCAUGAGGCGGGUGGUGCCCAUCUCCAGAACCAGCCGAGGUGCUCCGUCUCAGGGCAAACGUUCUGAGAAGCCUCCAGGUAACCACCGGGGCUCCUCUAACGGUCUCAGCACCUCCUCCCUCCAACAAGGAGAUCGGCCCUCAACCGCUCCUUCAUCCCGACGCUCCAGCAUCAUCAAGAUACCCGACUCCAAGGACUCCAAAGACCAGAAGGUUCCAGGUCCUCAGGCAUCCGUCCGGGAGCAGAACCGGGACUUGCAAAGGAAGCUGUCCAUCCGUAAGACCUUGGUGAAACCCAAACCCCAGCCGGAGGAGAAGAUGUGUCGCUCCACACUGCGAGCGCUCACUCAAGGAGGAGGAGGAGGAGGAGGAGGAGGAGGCAGCAUCAGUGCCCCUGUGACUCCUUUGCACAAAGCCACUACCCCUUCAUCAUCAGCGCUUCCAAGUUUCGCCCGAAGUACCGCCUCCUCUUCUUUCAGACGAACCCACACCACCCUCGCUCCUCCUGCUCCUUCCCAUCCACCCGACACUGGCUCCCCGAAAUCCUCCACUACCACCACCUCCUCGCCUUUGACCCGAACCGGCUCAUUAAGAGUCUCCUCCACCUCCAGAUCCUCAGAUCUCCUCAACCCGUCCUCCUCCUCUUCCUCCCUGUCGAGGUCUCAGAGCAUCAGGGCACCUCCUCGCUCACCUCUCCAUGACUCGCUGGUUCCCCCUAAAGGCCACCGGCGGAACGACAGCGGCACCUUCUCAGAUAAGUCGUCCCAUUCAAGGGACUCGGGCAAGUCCAUCAGGCCGACCUGGAGAUAACAGAGGAUACCUGAGGCUGCAUUCCAGCAUGAAGUCCAAGAGUGUUUUGUCUUUUCUUCACGAGAGGUGUCAUCAGAGGAGGCAUUAAUAUGAAGUAAAGACUCCUGUUUAUGAAGGAGGAAAUUAUGCAUUCAUGAGCAAAAGCCUGAAGACAUAAAGGAGGAAACAUUUUAAUAUGAAGCACAGAGACAGUUUCAUUCCAUUAAUUUAUCUCAGAUGCAUUUAUAUUUAAACCGUACAGGCUGCAUUCCAAGAUAAAGAAUAAACUCAAGAUCAUGAACAAGUUUUCAUGACAUGAAGUUUUGCUUCUUGAGAAAGUAAAACACAAUAAUUAGCAAAGAUAACUGGGAUCCAAGCAGCUGGCCUUCUGAAAGCGUCCGCAUCAAUCAGCUUUUUAGGGAAAUGAAUGAAGGACGUAAAUGUCUGCAUCUACAGAUGUGUAACAAUAUUUCCUAGAACUGUAAUGUUUUAUGGUAAUUGAAGUGACUCCUCCUGAUUAAAUUACUUUUUAAUUAAUUAAUUAUGCACUUUUAACUUCACUAACCAAGCCGAGGAAUCUCUGUACAUUUGGCCUGAUUCAAUUAGAAAUCAUAUCUUUAUAAUUAUUAUUGUAUUUAAGAAAGAAUAGAUUGUUAAAUCAUUGAAAAUCAUAAAAUAAAAUAGAGUGAUAAGUUGAGACGAAGAGAUCUUUAACGUGUCUCUGAUUCAAACCAACAGUGUCUGACUCACUGGGAAAAGUCUGCAGUGCCAAGUUUGUUCAUAUGAAGAUAUUUGUAUGUUUAUGUAUCUAUAUUUAUGUAUUAUGAAGUUAAUAUUUGAUAUAUAUCAUCCAUCUACUAAUGAAUAAAGUAUUAUUCUGCAAACUCA
This is a messenger RNA of Acanthopagrus latus (yellowfin seabream), 5048 nucleotides long. RefSeq names its product FH2 domain-containing protein 1-like. The record is from RefSeq and is a predicted model, not a curated record. NCBI's taxonomy places the organism in Eukaryota, Metazoa, Chordata, Actinopteri, Spariformes, Sparidae. The coding region runs from base 315 to 4181 and encodes 1288 amino acids. The transcript is spliced from 14 exons.